Messenger RNA from Pseudomassariella vexata, 828 nucleotides. RefSeq lists its product as uncharacterized. Bases 1 to 828 code for a protein of 275 amino acids. The record is from RefSeq and is a predicted model, not a curated record. Lineage: Eukaryota; Fungi; Ascomycota; Sordariomycetes; Amphisphaeriales; Pseudomassariaceae. The transcript has 2 exons.
AUGGACACCCAAUACGGGAUCUGGUUUCGAAUCAAGUCCACACUCCGACGGCAGCUGGAAAGCUUCGACUUCAUGGACGUGGCAACCGAUGAGAACCCCUUUUGGCCGCGUAUGACUACAAUACAAGCCAGCGGUAGAUGUUGGGUUGACUUCACUAGAGCGACCCACGCUGUCACGCUCUUCGGAACGGGCUUCGGUGACUUGAUCCGGCCAAGUAGGCAAGGCGCUGUGGUCAGGAUUACCUCGCAAUUUGCGUGCCAGAGAUCCAAGACAUUCUGCAGAAAAGGGGGAGCAAGAACACUGUACCCUGGCGACUGGUCUACAACAUCUACUGGCAUACGCCGGACAAGACUUUCGAACUAUGCACUGCACAGCUGUCUGAGACCAAACACGAUCGAGUACAAGAACUGCUUCCAGCUUCCUCCCCCUAAGCUUUGGGGCAGGGGUCUCACAGGGACAGUCGAUAUUAGCCUAGCACCCCGAGGAGCUUUACUCUUUGGCCACAGUUGGCGGUUUCCACCACCGAGGUGGAAGGACCAAGGCGCACCAGAAGAGGGCAAUCCGGAUCAAGAGAUGGAGAACAUUCAGAUAUCUUUGCAGGAUAAUCGCAUCGGGACGAGUCUUGGUUUCUCCAGUAUCGGUGCUGCUGGGGGCAGUUCUCCUUGUUCUCUUGACUCGGGUCUCUCAAGUUCUCGGGAACGUGAUAUAUCUAGCACGAUUGCAUCCCAAAAUACGGAUGAGCACCUAACUAAAAGGUCAAGACUUCUCACGCAGUCAAUAAUCUGGGAGGCCCCGAGCUUGCAGCAUUUCAUCAAGUCCCCGAUGUAG